This is a messenger RNA of Myotis daubentonii (Daubenton's bat), 5189 nucleotides long. It is a transcript of the gene SHISA9, whose product is annotated as shisa family member 9. The record is from RefSeq and is a predicted model, not a curated record. Gene Ontology annotation, cellular component: postsynaptic density; postsynaptic membrane; dendritic spine membrane. Gene Ontology annotation, biological process: regulation of short-term neuronal synaptic plasticity; regulation of AMPA receptor activity. Lineage: Eukaryota; Metazoa; Chordata; Mammalia; Chiroptera; Vespertilionidae.
GGCGAGCCGAAGAGGUGAGAAGGAUCCUGCGAGCCGGCGCGGGGCAGCGAGUCCAGAGCCGCCGGCGGAGGGACUGACUCUCCCCUGCGCUCCAGCCCCCGCCUCUCCCCGAAGCCAGCCGGACCUGCACCCCGCGCUUGCCCCCGCUCCUCCUCCCCCCGCCCAGCCCCGCGCGCUCCUCCCCGGCCAGCCCCUUGGCGCGCGGCGCGCUGGAGGCGAACACGGGCUGAGCCGAGCGCCGCGGCCGCCGACCACCGAGCGCCCCGUGCCGUUCCCUGCAUGUGCGGCCCGCGGCGGCUCCCAGCCCCCGGCAGCAGCCUCGGCAGCUUCGGCCGCGCUUCGAGAGGCGGCUGCAGCGGCUCCAGCGGCGGCCGAACGGCCGAGCCCGGGCUGGGAGACACGAUGCGCCGCGUCCUUCGGCUGCUCCUCGGCUGCUUCCUCACCGAGCUGUGCGCCCGCGUGUGCCGGGCGCAGGAGCGAGCGGGGCACGGGCAGCUGGCGCAGCUGGGUGGCGUGCUGGUGCUGACGGGGGGCAACCGCUCCGGGGCCGCCUCCGGGGAGGCCGGAGAGGGCGCGGGUGUCUCGGACGCGCCCCCGACCCGGGCGCCCACGCCGGACUUCUGCCGGGGUUACUUCGAUGUCAUGGGCCAGUGGGACCCGCCGUUCAACUGCAGCUCGGGCGACUUCAUCUUCUGCUGCGGGACUUGUGGCUUCCGGUUCUGCUGCACGUUUAAGAAGCGGCGCCUGAACCAGAGCACCUGCACCAACUACGACACUCCGCUCUGGCUCAACACCGGCAAGCCCCCGGCGCGCAAGGACGACCCCCUGCACGACCCCACCAAGGACAAGACCAACCUGAUCGUUUACAUCAUCUGCGGGGUGGUGGCCGUCAUGGUGCUCGUAGGCAUCUUCACCAAGCUAGGACUGGAGAAAGCGCACCGACCCCAGAGGGAGCACAUGUCCAGGGCCCUUGCAGAUGUCAUGAGGCCGCAGGGCCACUGCAACACCGACCACAUGGAGAGAGACCUCAACAUCGUGGUCCACGUGCAGCAUUAUGAGAACAUGGAUACCAGAACCCCCAUAAAUAAUCUUCACUCUACCCAGAUGAACAACGCAGUGCCCACCUCCCCUUUGCUGCAGCAGAUGGGCCAUCCGCAUUCGUACCCCAGCCUGGGCCAGAUCUCCAACCCCUAUGAACAGCAGCCUCCUGGCAAAGAGCUCAACAAGUAUGCCUCCUUGAAGGCCGUCGCCGACAAGGCCAAUGACGACUUCUACUCCAAGCGCCGGCACCUGGCCGAGCUGGCGGCCAAGGGGAACCUCCCUCUGCACCCCGUGAGAGUGGAGGACGAGCCGCGGUCCUUCAGUCCCGAGCACGGCCCCGCCAAGCAGAACGGACAAAAGUCUCGCACCAACAAGACAUCCUCACACCCCCUGGCCUACAACUCCAACACCAACUUCAAGGGCUGGGACCCCAGCGAGCAUUCUCUCCGGCGGCAGGCUUACGGCAGCAAGGGCAAGCUGGGCACUGCCGAGUCGGGCUCCAGCGACCCCCUGGGAACUCGCCCCCAGCACUACCCACCCCCACAGCCCUACUUCAUCACCAACAGCAAAACAGAAGUGACUGUCUGAGCUGGCGCCACACGGAGCGUCCUGGAGACCACACUCAACUGAGAGGCAAAAAAAAUCUUCCGGCCCACACUCUCCCUGGCCUCGCCCCACACAGCCACCCACCACUCACCCUCCAUACCCACCGACCAGAAACCCACUGGUGACAUGGAAUCACGCUUGUCCUGGGUCAUGCCUAACACCUGUUGGCUGGCAGCUGAGCAGAAAUGAAGCAUAGACGCCCAGCAGUACCGCAAAUGGGGAAACUGAGGCACACUCUUUCGGCCUCAGGCCCAAGGUUGCCGACUCACAUGCCCAAACCGUGGGGCUAAUUGUCCUUUUCCUCCUAACUUGAAACUAAAAUCCAUGAUGAGAAAUAACAGUAGCACAAUAUAGAGAAAUUGUCCAUUUGAGCACAUACACUAUUUGCCACAAGCUGUCCAUUUCUGGGUGAACGAGCCAGGACGGAGGGCGGGUAGAAAAUGCGGGGACACCAGAGGUGAGUGUACUUGAAAAGAGGAGUCGUUUAGGAGGAAUCUGCACAUUUGAAGUGUUUUCUAAUCCUAAGACGUGGUGGUGUGGACACACCAUUUUGAUGAACGUGAGACAGUAGCUGGACCCGAACCAUUCUCUUUCUAGUCCUUUUCAUAUCAUCCACGUCCGAAGCAAAAAAACAAACAACCUUCAAACUCACAAAAUGUAAACGAUCCUGAACCCACUAACAGUGAUGGGGAAGAGAGAGCAUUUUAGGACUCCCAUUAAGACCAUGACUAUGGACAUGGGAGGGAUGGCCUUUGCUGGCAGGGAGAGGGUCCAGAGGAUAUUAAAUAACUUUUCUUUAUAAAAAGAAAAAUGAAAUAUGAGUCCACUACAAAACAGACAAGAACAGCAAACUCAUUUUCAUCCCAAAUCUUCAAGACUUAGGAAAUCAAAGGCGACAUCAAGAACAAUUAAAAGAAAAAUCACAGCUGAAAGGUCAGCGAGAGGCGAGAAGGGGACCCAGGGGUCCGGUUUCUGGCAUGUCCCCCUGGCCUCUGAGACCAGACAGACACACUAACCAGUCCUCCACUCACCGCCAGUCCGCGGCUCCCUUCCCUUCAGCCCAUUGCUGCCGCCGCCACCACCAAAUUCCAACUGCUUUGGACUGAAAAUGUCAUACGUGUGGGUGGUGCCUUCAGUGUGUUACUGUUUAGUGACCGUCUCAUCUCCCAAGUGCAACCUGUGUUCUUUUAGCCUCCCUCCCUCCUGUGUUUCUGCAGUGAUAGAAGAUGUUUCCAACCUCCCUUUGUUGGCGAGCCCACCCCAUCACCCCCUCUGGGGAUGCUGAGCAGUGUCAGGGGGACCUACAGACCAACACCUCCCUAUCUCCCACACUGUCCAAAAUCAAUGCCCUACCACUUUCUAGCUCCCCAAACCUAGCAAGCAUUUCCAGUCCCAUAAUUCCCAGGGACCCCCACACCACCUCUCUAGACACUUAAGUGCAUUCAUCUCCCAACCAGAAUUCCCUGAGGUGGUUUUCAGGUUGGUUCUCACAGUCAAUGUCCCAACAGAGGCAGUUUUCAUGCGAGUUCUAUUUGUUUUAUGGAAGCCCAAAGAGGGUUGUUGAGAGAGAAGAGAUAAGUAUUUGAGGUGAGACGUUCUCAACCAGUCCCUAAAGGUCUAGGUCUUAGCUAAUUGACAGGGAUCCUUGAGAGCCCCCAGCUGUUCCUGUGUCAGAAGCUGUACAUGGUCCCAACAGGUCUCAGAGCACUUCCUGGGAUGCUGAACUCCAGCGCUCUGCCUCACCCAUCUCUCCCUCUGAUGCUGCCGGAUCAGGCAGACCAGGUAGUCCUUCUCCUGUUCACUCCCAGCUGACCUGCGGACAUUGACAAUGCAUUUUAUCUAUCUGGGUUUUAGCCUCUGGCCUGAAACAUGAGGAACUGAGGCCUGACCAAGCUUUUUGAAAUAGCAAAACCUCUGCCAUUUUUUUUUAAAAAGGGAACUGUGCACAGAAGCCACUGUAUAAGAUUCCCCUCUCAUAGCGAGGACUGUGCUGGACGAAGCAGACAUGAGAGAUUCAGUGCCCACUCUCUCAGCCUCUUUGCUGGGACCCCAGUGCUCCCCAUAGUGGAGGAAACACCACUGGGCUUGGUUUCCUGGACUUAGUUACCUGUAGACCUGCAACACACUUUUGGUAUCUGUCUCACCUUCACAGUAUUUGUAUCGAAAUUGAUUCACUUUUAAUAUAGUUAACUUUUAAAAGAAAAACUUCCUGCCAUCAUCACAAAUAGAAAACCAGAAUCAGUCACCCUAAAUAGAAAGGAAGUAUAAAAAUCAGUACAAAGGCAACAAAACAGCAGUUGUCAAGUUCUAGCUAGAUACUAUUGCUGUGGAAGUGUCUGGACCUAUAGACUGGCACUUGUGCCUCUCUCUCUCUCUCUCUCUCUCUCUCCUCUCCCCCCUCUCCUUUUUUUUUAAUUAAAACAAGAUUAGCACAUGUUAAAGAGUUGUCAAAGAUAUACCAGCCUCUAAUGAAGACUUUCUCCUUGAAGUAACUAGAUGGACUGAGAAAAAUGCAAAGGGAAUCAUGUCCUAUGUGACUCAAUGCUAAUUAGUGCCAUGCCCAUGUACUACUUAAAAUCAUUUUGCGUAUGCUAGUGGUACACAGCCCAUGCUUCAGGAAGCACUGGGCCGGCUUCUCUGGGAGGUUCUCUCCAGCUCAAAAGUUCUGCAAUUCUAGUCUCCCUCUUAGCUCAACUUGGCUCUCUGCCCUCAACUCACUUCAUCUCACCUUUACCACAAUCCUGGUUAAGGACUUUUUUUGGUCUCUGAAUCUACAGGAUUUUAUUUAUUGUCCAUGUUCCUUCUCUUCUGAGUCAACAUCAUCCAGUGACUUCUGUUAGUUGGGGGUUUGCAGCUACAAUUUGGGUGGCAGGGUUGUGACAUGGUCAAAAGGAUGUAGCUGUGAUGGCGACCCAAGAAGAACCAUACUUCACAGUCUCGUCACCUUCCAAUUGGUUUCCGGAACCAAACCGAGGGUGGGGAGUGUGGCUAGGGAAGUGUAUUCUUUGGUCUCCUCUGGGGAGGGUGGACAGACCUCAUGAUGCUGAGAGUGUCCCGAGGGAUGACCUAGGGAAUUGUGACUGCCCUGGAUCAACAAGGACCCAGUAGCUAGAGGAGGGAGACACAGAAGAGAACCCAGAAGAAAGCAGAGAGAUUAUUCCUUCCCCAUCCCAUGCCCCGGCACUAGCCUCUGCUUGCCUUUAGCCAUUCCGACUUCCAACCCCAUGGGAGCAGAGUCUUACGUCCCUUGGCCUUCCCAGAGCAUCUCAGCCUCCAUCCGCCUUGGGCUCCACCUGGCCUCCCCAUCUAACCCCCCAGGUUUUUGUGCAAAUGGAGCAUAUUUUAUGUGCGAAUAUUUUAGUAACCGUAUGUUCUGCAAGUAAACCUGUGUUAAUACUCGUCAACAACUGCAGAGUUUAUGAUACCAAUAACACUUCCUACAAUGAAGACAAAAAAAAACAUUUGUUUGUUUUCUAAGAAUGUUUAUUUGUAAACAUAUGUAUUCACUAUAUUAAUAUGAAUUUCUUACCUGGCAAUAAAAC